CCCCUCUCCCCCCCUUCCUCUCCACAUCACCAUGGAGUACACUGGCGUCGGAGCUGCCGGCCCUGCCGCGUCUACCGCCGACAAGACUGCGGCUGACUACUACUUUGACUCGUACGCCCACCAUGGGAUCCACGAGGAGAUGCUCAAGGAUACGGUGCGGACCGAGUCGUACCGCGACGCGAUUCUCAAGAACCCGCAUCUGCUGAAGGACAAGGUUGUGAUGGAUGUCGGGUGCGGCACGGGCAUUCUUUCGAUGUUCUGCGCACAGGCCGGAGCCAAGCAUGUGUACGCCAUGGAGUGCUCGGCCAUUGUGGAGCAGGCGCGCAAGAUCGCCGCCGCCAACGGGUUCGGCGACAAGAUCACCUUUAUUCAGGGCAAGGUCGAGGAGGUCGAGCUGCCCGACGGAGUCGAGCAGAUUGACGUCAUUGUCUCCGAGUGGAUGGGCUACUUUUUGCUCUACGAGUCGAUGCUCAACACGGUCAUCUUUGCCCGCGACAAGUGGCUUGCGCCCGACGGCGUCAUCCUCCCGGACAAGGCCAUCAUGUACAUUGCCGCGCUCGAGGACGGUGAGUACAAGCGCGAGAAGCUCGACUUUUGGAACAACGUGUACGGCUUUGACAUGUCGUGCAUCCGCGAGCUCGCGCUCGUCGAGCCGCUCGUCGACACGGUCGACCCGGCCGCGGUCGUCACCGAGGCCUUCCCCUUCAAGGUCCUCGACAUGAAGACCGUGACCGUCGACGACCUCACCUUCUCCGCAGACUUUGCUCUCAAGGUCACCCGCGACGACUACUGCCACGGCUUUGUCUCGUGGUUCGACUGCGAGUUCUCCUCGUGCCACAAGCCGGUUGCCUUCUCCACCGGCCCGGACGCGCCCUACACCCACUGGAAGUCGACCGUCCUCUAUGCCAACGCUGGCGAGAUCAUGGUCUCGACCGGAGAGAUCAUCACCGGCACCGUCUCGGUCGCGCCCAACGCGACUAACCCGCGCGACCUCGACAUUGCCCUCUCCUUUGAGCACAAGGGCCGCUACCAGGAGACCGUCGAGACCAUGGAGUACAAGAUGCGCUGAGUUGAGUGCACGACCUACGCGACAUAAAAUGGAAACACAAAGAAGA
Messenger RNA from Thecamonas trahens ATCC 50062, 1115 nucleotides. RefSeq names its product PRMT-1 protein. Bases 32 to 1069 code for a protein of 345 amino acids. Gene Ontology annotation, cellular component: nucleus. Gene Ontology annotation, molecular function: protein-arginine N-methyltransferase activity. The record is from RefSeq and is a predicted model, not a curated record. Gene Ontology annotation, biological process: peptidyl-arginine methylation. Lineage: Eukaryota; Apusomonadida; Apusomonadidae. The transcript is spliced from 2 exons.